Molecule: messenger RNA, 3242 nt
Organism: Toxotes jaculatrix (banded archerfish)
Lineage: Eukaryota; Metazoa; Chordata; Actinopteri; Toxotidae
Product: cytohesin-3-like
Exons: 13
Coding region: 322-1506 (394 amino acids)
Biological process (GO): regulation of ARF protein signal transduction
Molecular function (GO): guanyl-nucleotide exchange factor activity
Source: RefSeq, a predicted model, not a curated record
GAUGGAGCAGAGGAGAAACGCUGCCGCUGUCUCACAUCGCGGUCACUCACCUCUUAAAUCUCCCACAUACAAUUGCGCCCCUUCCCUUUAAUUUGCGCCCAGACUGCGACUUUUCCUCUCUUUCCUGGCUCAUUUUGCCGCUGUCAUCUUCGCACCACUCCACUUCACCCCUCUGUCUGUCAGCACCACACCGGCUUCGACUGUCUUGUUAGUGGAAGGAAAGAAAAAUCCGGUUCAAAAUCACUCAGCAAAACGCAUCUUACGCGAGGUUUCCGCCGGACACACCUUCACCAGGACUGCCCCGUCACUGCUACAGAGAAUAUGGAUGAAGACAAUCACGUUCCUGAGGACCUGUCCCUGGAAGAGAGGGAUGAGCUGUCAAACAUCCGACGCAGGAAGAGAGAGCUGCUCGAUGAUAUUGAGAGACUGAAGUUUGAGAUUGCAGAAGUCAUGACGGAGAUCGAGCAGCUGACGUGCGUUGGAGAAAGUAAAACGUCCCAGAGAAACAAACAGAUCGCCAUGGGUAGGAAGAAAUUCAACAUGGAUCCAAAGAAGGGAAUCCAGUUCCUGCUGGAGAACGACCUUCUUCAGCACACUCCUGAAGACAUUGCCCAGUUCCUUUACAAAGGCGAGGGUCUCAACAAGACCGUCAUCGGAGACUACUUAGGCGAGCGGGAUGACUUCAACAUCAAGGUGCUGCAGGCUUUUGUGGAGCUGCACGAGUUUGCAGACCUCAACCUUGUCCAAGCACUACGGCAGUUCUUGUGGAGUUUUCGUUUGCCAGGUGAAGCCCAGAAAAUUGACCGAAUGAUGGAGGCGUUUGCUUCACGGUACUGCCAGUGCAACCCCGGAGUCUUCCAGUCAACAGAUACCUGCUACGUGCUAUCGUUUGCCAUCAUCAUGCUGAACACCAGCCUACAUAACCCAAACGUCAGAGAUAAGCCCCCUGUGGAGCGAUUUAUCUCUAUGAACAGAGGCAUUAAUGAAGGAGGAGAUCUACCAGAGGAGCUUCUCAGGAACCUUUACGACAGCAUCAAAAACGAGCCCUUCAAAAUCCCAGAGGAUGAUGGGAACGAUCUGACUCACACAUUCUUCAACCCUGACCGAGAAGGCUGGCUCUUAAAGCUUGGCGGCCGAGUCAAAACGUGGAAGAGAAGGUGGUUCAUUCUGACCGACAACUGCCUCUACUACUUUGAAUACACAACAGAUAAGGAGCCUCGUGGGAUUAUUCCUCUGGAGAACCUCAGUAUCAGAGAGGUGGACGAGCCCAGGAAACCUAACUGCUUUGAACUAUACAACCCCAACCACAAAGGUCAGGUGAUCAAGGCCUGCAAAACGGAGGCGGACGGGAGGGUCGUCGAGGGAAACCACGUGGUGUACAGGAUAUCGGCCCCCACGCCAGAGGAGAAGGAGGAGUGGAUCAAAUCCAUCAAAGCGAGCAUCAGCAGGGAUCCUUUCUACGACAUGCUGGCCACCAGGAAGCGGAGGAUAGCAAAUAAGAAAUGAUGACCGCCCAUCCUCAACCACAUCAGCACUGUUCCCUUGACCAGCAGAGUCCUUGUCCUAUGUGUGUAUGUGUGUGUGCUACAGGGAUCAUGAAGGACUCCAAUUUGCUGUUUCAGGGGUGGAGGACAAAGCAGAAGACACAGGUGGGAGUUUUUUUUUUUGGACUGAAUGGAUCAAAUAUUUUUUCCUCCUGAAGACUGUCUGCACCUCAGUUCCAGAUUGAUGUGAAGGUAAACACUGAUGUGCAACAGAGUACAAGGACCUGCAAAAUAUUUUUCAAGCUGGACGUUCAUGGACAACAGGAUGAGGACUAAAGUUCAGUGGCAGAACAGCCUCUACUGGAAUCAUGGGAUAUUUUUGCAGAAUCUGGCAGUGGUGAUGUUGCCCUCUGCUGGAAACAUAAGGAAUUACAUUUACUGCACUACAAAUGUGUAGCGAAGGACUUGAAACCUGAUUCUCCCUGAUCGAAUGGCAUUCCUUUCAUCCAGGCCGCCUUGCAUGGCUGGAUAUCUGCUCUCUGCCAGCAAGACUCCCAGAUGCCAAUCAGCAUUUUACUCUCCUCACCUCACAUGUCACUCGACAGCUGCCAACACCAACGUUUUUAUAGUUUCCUCUAACGACAGAAAGCCUCAAGCUUUCAAAUCAGCUGGUCUGAUUGUUAGCCCUCAAGUGACUGUAACUGUAUAUGCAAUGAAACCUAGGUUCAUAUUCUUUUCACGUUCACAGUAAACCCCCUUUGUUGCUCUUUGAAAACAAACAGUUUGGGGAAUAAGACCAAACACAUUUUGAGUGGAAUGAUCCUUUUUAAGUGGCCACAGUUUUAAAAAGCUACAAUGCAUCAUAUAUUAGGGUUAGGGUUACUGUUACGUAUUGAAGAUCCACCUCUGUGAUCAAGUUCAUUUGCUUUGUAUUUAUUUUCUUAUUAACAAAAGAGGCAGCCCCCCCCCUCCCCCCCACCCCCACCCUCCCCCCUCCCCACCCACCCCACCCAACUUAACAUUAUGCAUGUGUAAUAUAUAAUGUACAUACCAUUUUGUUUUGUUUUUAAUUCUUUGUUGUGUUUGUGUAGCACGUUAAUCAUAAUGGCCAUAGCCUAUACCUGUUCACCUUUUUAGUUCAACAGCGUACAGUUUACAAUAGUGGAAGAGGGAAAAUGUGCAGAGCAGUGAAACCUCCUCACACCUUGUUAUUACUGAAGAUCAGAUUAUGAUGUUCUGUUAAAGAAAUACUCACUAUGCUGAGAGAGCAUAGGGGCUCAAAAUAACCUUGAAAAAGCGAACUUCAAUCAUGUGAAUACUGACUGGAAUCUGAAUCUGGAAUCUUUUUUUUUUUUUUUUGGCUCCAGACUGAUCAAACCAACCCACAACCAAAACUUUCCUUAUUAGAUGCAUCUUUUAGGUUUAAAACAUGGUUUGAUCUUGGUUUGGGAAAACUGCUCCUGAAUACUUUGAUGAAGACUUUGAAUAAAAAUACAUGCUGAUCAGAGAACGGUUUCUGUGUGAGUUCAGUGAGACGAGCUCAACUCAUCAAAGUCGUCAAGGUCUUUGGUUAUUUCACACAUGGAAACAGUGUUGUGAAUAAAUUACAGUGAGCUGAACCGUCUCCCUCCGACCCUAACAGGUAGAGAAGUGUGUGUAUUUAACAAGACCUGAACACAGACGAGAGCCAAUGGGAUCAAUCGACUGUCUCUACAUCAUCAUUUAACCACAGUGUAAAGUUUGUUCAACAGGAGGCUC